CGACCACGACCACGACGACGACGACGACGGCGACGACGACGACGACGACGACGACGACGACGACGACGACGACGACGACGACGACUACGACGACGGCGACGACGACGACGACGACAACGACGACGACGACGACGACGACGACGACGACGACGACGACGACGACGGCGGCGGCGGCGGCGACCUAAGCGUCAGACGACGUUCUCCGUCGCGUACCCCGCAUCGUCCUGCUCGUAAUCAUAUCCGGAUUGCAUUAUUGGGGAUUUCGUAUCGUAAAUGAAAAAUCAUGUGACUUGGCCUACUCAAGGGACUGCCGAAUAACAACGCAACGACAAAAAGUCCCGAAGCAAGCCCAAUAAUUGGAAAAUGUCUGAAUUCGCGGCGGCGAGUCUUGUGGCCUUCAAUACCUUGAAGUCUAAAGCAUCGGAGAAACUUUCCGGAUUCAGAAGGAGUAAUGCCGGCUACGAGGAGUUUGAAAUGCCUCCAGAGGCAAGCAAAGACAACAGAGGAUUCGAGGACGAGCGUGGAUACAGUAGACAAGCGUCUUACGAUUCGCUUCCGGAACCAGAAAGACCACCGUUACGACAUAUCGAUACUUAUUGCAAACCGGAAUGUCCCUGUUUGUCCAAGAGAUAUACCAUCGCCGUAAUGGCUUGUGGAGGAUUCGUUAUCUCGUUUGGUAUGAGGUGUAACAUGGGAAUGGCAAAACUUGCGAUGAUGAACUCGACCGAGAAAGGCGAGCCGAUGAAGUUCAACUGGACGGUCGCUACGGAAAGUGCCAUGGAUUCGUCCUUCUUUUGGGGUUAUCUUAUAACUCAAAUCCCGGGUGGAUUUCUGGCCUCCCGUUAUCCCGCAAAUAAAAUAUUUGGUAUGGCUAUAGCGAUGUCUUCGUUCCUGAAUCUUCUCGUGCCUAUUGCUCUCACGGUCCAUCCGGUAGUCGAGAUGUUCGUUCAAGUCUUGAAAGGUUUUGUCGAGGGCGUUACAUAUCCAGCCUGUCACGGGAUCUGGAAAUUUUGGGCGCCCCCGCUGGAAAGAUCACGAUUAGCUACCUUGGCAUUUUGCGGAUCCUAUGCCGCGAUGGUGAUAGGAAUGCCGCUUUCCGGUCUCUUGAGCGACGGAUUCGGUUGGACGGCGUCCUUUUACUUUUACGGUAUCGCCGGUUUAAUUUGGUUCUGUUUGUGGCUUUGGCUGGCUUUUGAGAAACCAUCGAAGCAUCCUUCGAUUUCCGCGAAGGAGCUACGAUAUAUCGAGGAUUCGUUGGGUCAAGGACAAGUUCCAGCACCGAUACCUACGUUCGCCACAACACCAUGGAAGAAAUUUUUAACGUCGAUGCCUGUCUACGCGAUCAUCGUCGCCAACUUUUGCAGAUCCUGGAACUUUUACCUCUUGGUUCUUUUCCAAGCUCGCUUCCUGCACGAGGCCUUCGAUAUUCCUCUCGUCGAAACUGGCAUGGUCGGUUCGCUCCCCCACUUGAUGAUGACGAUCAUCGUCCCGUGCGGAGGUUUGUUGGCUGAUUAUCUUCGUAGACGCGGCAUCAUGUCGACGACGAACGUUAGAAAGCUCUUUAAUUGCGGUGGCUUCGGCAUGGAGGCAAUCUCCUUCUUGUUAGUCGCGAACGCGACCAUGCACAGGGACGCUACGACGGCGAAUUUUGCUCUCAUUUUUGGUGUCGCCUGCAGUGGCUUCGCCAUUUCCGGCUUCAACGUUAAUCAUUUGGACAUCGCACCGAAAUACGCGAGCAUCCUGAUGGGCAUGUCAAACGGUAUAGGUACGGUAGCCGGCCUUCUGGUACCGUUUUUUGUCGACUACAUCACGAAAAAUAAGGCCUCCGAAGAGUGGAGAAACGUAUUCAUCAUUGCCGCUUGCGUUCAUUUUUUCGGUGUCGUAUUUUAUGGAAUAUUUUGUUCCGGAGAGUUGCAACCCUGGGCCGAUUCCACGGUCGAGGAACAGAAGAACUGGAAUCCCAUGGACGAAUUUAGUCAGACGAAACCACCUGUACCUCCGCCCCCGGCGACGAUGCAGUCAGAAUUUAUUAAACAGCCGUCCCUCGGCGAUGGCACCACCGCCGAUGAUUGGAACAAUUAUGCUCAACCGACGACGACCGCCGAUCAUACGUACGGUCAACCACAAGAGAAGACACCCGUUAUAAAUUACGGAUCGACGGAGACAAACAGUAACAAUCCUUUCCACUCGACGAAUCCGUUCGCGACGGAUCUAAACGCGAUUUUGGUUCAGCCACCGGCCAGAGACGAUUAUACGCACGACCUUACGCAGAAUCAAUGGAAUUGAAGUUGAUUUCUUCGCGCUGAUUCUCGAAGCUGACUACGAGUAGAGAAAAAGAAAUGGGAGGACGGAGUUGAGCGAGGAAAGUAUUCCUUCCACUUUCGAAAGUUUACUUUAUUCGUUUGUUAAUCCCCACUUGAAUUUCUUCAACUUGCGUUCAGCCGUCGGCACAGACGCGUAUUCGUUUUCAAUAAACAUCGCGAUGCCUAAACGAUCGAGAGAACGAUGCUCUAUCAACGAUGGAAAAGUGGAGAUUCGGUGCGUGCGAAUCAAUUCGAAUUCUCCGAUCUAAGAAGGAAACUUUUUCCAGAAAGUCGUUCGCUAUUGCGGACGCAACAAGAGAUAAUUAAUGAAAAUAACCGUGACAAUAUCAGAAACUUUUGUUAGCUUGGAAAGAUUUUACUUGGAAGAGUUUAAUCUCGAACCAUCGCGAGAUAAGAAGCCGUUAAUGGUAAAGAAUAUUGAGAAAAGGAGAAACGAUCUCUCUUCGUUAGUUAUCGAAAAUCUAGAGGACGGGUAUGAGUACUCGUCUACCUAUGUAUAGGCAAACGCUUUGAAAUCAAAGCGAAGACAAUAAGAAUCUUUUUGCCGACAAUAAGAAUCGUUUUACGACAAUAAUCGAAUAGAGAACGUACCCAUAGGUAUGCGCUAGUGAUUACGCGAAAAAAAUGCCCAGAGGCAUUUAAUUCGGCAAAUCUUCAAGAAAAAACGAAAGGAAGAAAGUCGGAAUUUCCUACGAAUGCGGCUGAUAUCUUUGGCCACGUUAUUUAUCUAGUUUAUUCAGUUCUCUGUCUCUCCCCCUCCCUCUCUCUCUCUCUCUUUCUAUCUAUCUAUCUAUCCAUCAAUUUCUCUAAAAGCCGACGAAUCAAAGUCGUCUCGUGACCGUAGAAAUAUAGCAAUAAACUAGAGAAAGAUUUAUUUCGUCGAUACGGAUAUUAGGAGAAUUUUCCCGAAUCGAAAAACACGCGAGAAAGCUCAACGCGUGAUUUGCGAAAAUCGAAUGAAAGUAUUCACAAGGAAGUGAUAAUAUUAUUGAAAGUAUUAGCGUCGUAAAAUGAAACACGAUGAAAGUAUUAUUAAUUAAAACAGAGAAAAAAAGACGAAGAAGAUGCAAAGAAAGAAAACAAAAUGAAAUCGAUGAAAGUAAAUUGAAAGUUUUAAUCGUGAAAUUAAGAAAAAAUAUAUUACAUUAUACAUGGUUUAGAUGUAUUUCUAUUAUCUAUUGAUAUUAUAGGUAUAUGGAUAUAUAAAUGCUCCUCUUCUACUUAUACACAUAUACACGAGAUCGUAACUAUAAUACGUGUAUAUAUGCAGGGUGUUUACUAAGUACCUGUAUUGAAUCUCUGACGUAAGUUUAUCGCGUUAAUUCCUCAGAUAAAAAAGAUCCUACUUUCAAUCUUCACUUAACAAAAUUGACGUAGUCAUUCUAUCGGUACCGACGAUACUUUCUCUCUUUUUUCCUCCCUUAAAAUGAUGUCAUUUAUGUCACGUUCUGAAUUUACUGCAGUGUACUUACGUAUACAACGUAUGCACGUAUACGUAGGCAUGUCAUGAUCGUUUUUGACCACAAGUUGAGAGAAAUUAUGAGAUUAUGUGGGAAAAUGAAUGGAUCUCACCUAUUUGCAUAGUUUCGCGGAGUGAAUCGUAUUGAUUCAGAUGUGUGUCUGUAUUAAGAAAAAAAGGGAGGUGUGCGAAACCAAUUAUCGAGCAGCAUCUUUUUCGUUGCCCGAACAUCCAAAGAAUUAGUCAAUUUAUGCGAGACCUUUUUAAGAUGACAGAUACAUAUAUAGAUAUUGAUAUACGUGUAAAUCUAAUGAAAUGAAAAAUUCGUGUUACGUACGCAUAUACACAAAUACACAAACACAUAAUAGGUAUAUACACCCAUUGUUAUAAUUAUUGUUAUUAUUAUUACUGUUCGUAAUUCGUAUUUAAAGAAACGAGAGAGGAAAUGUACGCGAACGAGUUUAUAGAAGAAUACGCAUCGUUGCGUAAUAAUUAUCGUGAGUAACGACUAUAAUAAUUAUAUUAAAUCGGGGGCAAUACGUAUGGGCGAGCAAAGAUAAUAAUCGUGUUAGGAACGUUAAUUAAAGUUGACAAGAGCUUUACGAGAAACGUUGCAUACCCGGUUAUAUAGCUAUGUGUAAGCAUUUAAUAAGAUAAAUGUCGUCUGAUUUCUACACUUUGAUUAUGACUCUUUUUCAGCGCGUAUCUACUUGCAAAUGUUACGUCUAUAUCCAUCGUAGAUUAGGAUGAUUUUGAAAGGUUUGAUUUGAGCGUGCGUUUAAUUAAAGAUUACAAAUAAAACAAGGUACACGUGGGUAGACAUUUAUAUCGAGGAGAAUCUCUGUCUCUCAAAAAAAAAAAGCACAAAAAAAAAAUAAAAAAGAAACGGAAAAAAAAAACACAAAAAAAAACAAAAUAUAAAAAAAAAACAGAAAUUUAGAAUUACGAUUGAGAAAUUGUUGGUGUAUUAAUUGAUUUUCUUAUAAGAUUCGCAAUGUGUCGACAAUAAUGACGAAUUCACUUGUAAUCGUUUAUACGUGUUGACGAACGGAGCAACACUUGGAGAGUAGAUUAGGAUUUGUUGUGCGAUAUUCGUUAUUUCUACUUAUGACAAUACCGGCAUCGAGAGAGUAGUAAGGGCCACAAUCGAGAGAUUAGCGCUCGUUAUGGGUCCUUUGGGCAAUUUAUUCUCUUUCUACGAGAAGAAAAAAGUGCGAAGGCGGUUAUGACUACUCGAAUCGUUAUUAUUAAAAGUCGUUCGUUUCUUGCGUCAUUAUCAAUCUAUUAUAUCGAGUCGUUAAAUCGAUUUUAAUGAAAUAUUUAUAUUCAACGUUACACGUUUAACUCGCCUAUUUCGCGCCUUUUGAUUAUUAGAACAAAUUAUUAUACAUGUGUAUAUCGUUCGCGCGUUAAGUAUAUACACCUAUACAGGUAUAUAUGCAUAUAUAUAUAUAUAUAUAUAUAUAUAUAUAUAUAUCGCUUCGAUCUAAAAACCUUUUCGACAAUAGAGACUGUGCUGAUAAUAAUUGGAGCCACGAUUACGUCGUCUUCUCUCUGACAAUAAUAUUCAAUAAUGUUCAAUAAUAUUCCACAAUAAAAUGCUGCAUUUGUAUUUUUCGAGUAAAAUUCGAGUUGAAAGAAGUCGUCUUAUAUCGAAUACUAACUAUCAAUGCGAACCAUUUUCAUACGUACCAAUUUACGAUUUUAUUCGCAAAUACUCGAUGUCAACAAGGUUAUUUUAUAAUUGUAAAUAAAUCGUAAUCGUGGCUCGUCCUAAUGUGGAAAGAAAAAAUAAAAUUAAUAUUAUUUCGUUAAGAGUGUACUAUAUGUAAUAUUCACCAUUAUACAUUGGAGUAGUGACCGGCCUAAAGAUAACACGCGGUUUCAUCGUUGAUGGAAUAUGGGAAAUUGGAAACGAAGAUAUAAUGAGAUUGUACUGUAACGUGACGUUGAUUGUAAGAAUUAUUACACGAAAUAUCUAGGAUAAGUUCUAAUGCUGUUCGAACAAUAAUACUGAUACAUUUAUAUAUAUAUAUACAUAUAUAUACAUAUAUAUACAUAUAUACACAUAUGUAUACAUAUACGUACAUACGUAAUACAAAUAUAGCUCGAAAAAUGAUAAUAAUUUAACGAGACAAUAUACAUAUGUAUGUAUAAACAAUAUAGAGUGUACCGACGCAGAUGUGCUGCGAACGAUCGCCUUGCGAAUAUAUUAUGUCGUUCGCUCGACGAAUAGAAAAGCAUUUAGAAUAUAUUAGAUAAAUGUGUAUUCGAGAGGACAAUAUUUUCAGAGACAAUACGCUACACAAUAUGUUCCAUUAUGUUUCACUAUAAAGAUAGGUAUGGAUAAUAUACGUAUACAUCGAUGUUAACUCAUUAAUCUUCAUUUUUGUGUUCUAUUUUAAUCGGUACACUCGGUAGAGAACGCUUUAUAAUAGUUAGCUUUACAUAUACCUAAGUACCUACAUAUACAUGACAUAAUACUUGUAUACACAUGUAAUGCUAUAUGUUACUUUGAAAUCAUUAGCGAAAAUGAUAAAAAAGAAAAAUGGGGAAAGGUCAUCGAUCGAAAAGAUAAAAGAUAUUGAACAGAAAAAUGGUAAAGUUUGCCAAGACACUUCUCCCCAAGAAACCAAUAAUAUUAACGAUACUAAUAAAAGUAAUAAUGAUAAUGAUAAUGAAAAUAAUAAUAAUAAUAAUAAUAGUAGUAGUAAUAAUAAUAAUAACAACAACAACAACAACAACAACAACAACAAAAUAAUAAUAAUAAUAAUAAUAAAAUUAAUAAUAAACAAAAAUUAAUAUAUAACAAUGACAUCGUAUGGCAUUGUCAGACAAGCAAUCAUAAGCGUUUAUCUAUUUAUAGUUGAAUUUUUCUUUCGUAUGUGAUAUAUACAUAUGUAAGGAUGUAGUUAGGUAUGCAUGAUCGUUCGAGAAUUCAUAAUGGAUUAAUAUUAUUUUUAUUAUUAUUACUAUUAUUAUUAUUGUUAUCGUUAUUAUUAUUAUUAUUAUUCGUUUUAUUAUUAUUAUUAUUGUUGUUGUUAUUGUUGUUAUUAUUAUCAAUAUUAUUAUUAUUGUUGUUGUUAUUGUUGUUAUCAUUAUUAUCAUAAUAGACAAUAACGGACAAAGUUAACAGAUAAAGUAAUACGUUAUAAUGACAAUAAGGUGAUAAAUAAAAAAGAAUCAAUUCUCUUUCGUCAUGCGAUCGUCUUAUCGCAAUCGGUAGAUAUUUUCUUUUUUGGUAGAUUACAUGUUUUCAAUUCAAUCGAUGGUUUUUGAAAAGCAUCGUCGAGUCUUGCUGGCCAUACACCACUCUUUUUCUCGUUCUCUUCCGAUCGUUUUGUUUGAACGAAAAGUUUUCUUAAAGUCGUUUGGCGUUAAUUGAAAUUUCACACCAAUCGACUGUAUCGACGAUUGCACUGACGAGAUAGGCGUGAUGAAAUUAUUACAAUUUUAAGCUUUCGAUGGCUCGCCGUUAGUUAUAUGUAUAUUAAAUCUCGAAAAAAGAAAUAUAUAAAUAAAUGAAAGCAUACAUACACGCACGCACACACACACGCACACGCACACGCACACGCAUACGACACGCAUAGAUAAAGAUAGACAUUCACAAUCUCUUAUUGUUAUAUCGUAUUUGUAUUUCUGUUUUUUCGUGAAAGUUUAAAAUUAUAAGCCUCCGCGUUACAAGCGACGAGCCUCGUCAGAAAAGAGAGAGAGCGUUUUGCGUCACGCGAACCGUUUUGUCAUUUCGUCUGCUUCCUGCACCGAGGAAUAGUAGCUAGACCGUUUCCUGUGCGAAUCGUUCGGUACGAACGUUCCAACCCGCUCGAUGACAAUAUAUCAGCUUGUCAGUUUGUAGCUUCUAUCAGAUGUUUGGAUAAAAUUACAACGAUGAGGCGAACUCGGUAAUAAUAACGGAAUAAGGAAUUUUCAUUUUUGAUUGAGAAUUCAUCGUCAAAUUGAUAAAAAAUUUUUAUUAAAUUUAACACGCGAAGAAAACUUCCUGAUGCGGCGUAUACUAAUUAUUUACUUAAAUUGAUAAAUUAAAUCUGAAGAGAAUAUUUGAUUGCGUAUCUAUAUGUAGAUCGAUCGUAGGAUUCAUCCUAAUAUUCCAAGGAUAUAUGCACGUCAUCCGAGAGAUGGUUUACUCUUUCGCGAACAAUAAAUAUGCAUAAAUUAUUCUCUAUUAAUACGUUUCGCGUUUAUAAAGUAGAAAGACGCGGUGUGGGUCAAAAUAAAUCUUUUGCUCUUACGUGCUGUGGCGAAAACAUCUCCGAUCUCACAUUUUACGCGUUUUUCCAUUCCUAAUGUUGAAAGAUGGUUAUUCUUGUAUGCCGUAGAAGAAAAUCCGUAGAUACAGUAGUGUUCGAUUUGCAAUUAGAUAGAAACUUGUUAUUAUUCUUCCUUCUCAAUGGAAAAAAGAUCGAUUAUAUCCCGCAAUUGAAAUUUAUUA
This is a messenger RNA of Vespula vulgaris, 8233 nucleotides long. It is a transcript of the gene VGlut, whose product is annotated as vesicular glutamate transporter 1. Gene Ontology annotation, molecular function: L-glutamate transmembrane transporter activity; neurotransmitter transmembrane transporter activity. Gene Ontology annotation, cellular component: synaptic vesicle membrane; excitatory synapse. Gene Ontology annotation, biological process: synaptic transmission, glutamatergic; transmembrane transport; regulation of synapse structure or activity. The coding region runs from base 364 to 2286 and encodes 640 amino acids. The transcript has 9 exons. The record is from RefSeq and is a predicted model, not a curated record. Lineage: Eukaryota; Metazoa; Arthropoda; Insecta; Hymenoptera; Vespidae.